AUGGAUUCUAACAUGACCCUGUCCGUUAUGACAUGCAUUGCCCGUAUACACGCUGCGGUCUACUCGAGACUCAAGAGAUGUUGCCCGGACUAUCUGGGUAUUACCGUAGAGACGAACGCCUACUUCGACGCAAUGACCCAUUUGUUCGGGUUCCAGGCCACGAGUGUUGGGGUGUCUAUGCAGCCACACCAGCUGCAAAUAGCGUACUUGCACACGUCAUUCUUCAAGUACGUGCUGGCCAAGCAGUUUGCCCUGUGCAUGGGUAACUGUGCUGCUCUCGAGGACAUAACCACGGUUCCGGGUUCCUGUGUUCAGUACACGCCGCGUGGCGAUGCCCCGUGCGAUUUUUUGGCCCUGCGAAUUAUGAGAUUCUGUAUGGCCGUCGCGUCGCUGAUGGGUGGUGCGCUCAACCCCUGGUUUGUACGCAAGUACAUUACCACCACCAGUGACAACAACAGGGCUAGCGACGAGACCCGACAUCCCCAAUCCGGGGUUGCGCACCUGAACGUGGAUCUGCGUAAGAUGCGUGCUGGCAAUUAUCCCUCUCUGACCAUGCUGACCCUGGCCAUGUUAGAGACUCUGUAUUUUCGCGUUACCGGAACGCACGACAGACUGACGGUCGCGUACCACCGAUUUAUGGCUACCGAAUGCUGGGAUUACCUGCAGGCUGUGAUUGAGCAUGGAAAGCAUUUCAGUCUAGACAUUUACACGGAGCAUGCCCGGGCCGCCGACGAGGACAUCGCUAUUACUAACGCUCGCAC
Sphaeroforma arctica JP610 is the source of this 761-nucleotide messenger RNA. RefSeq lists its product as hypothetical. The record is from RefSeq and is a predicted model, not a curated record. The annotation marks the transcript as partial. The transcript has a single exon. NCBI's taxonomy places the organism in Eukaryota, Ichthyosporea, Ichthyophonida.